Chanos chanos (milkfish) is the source of this 4408-nucleotide messenger RNA. It is a transcript of the gene ift140, whose product is annotated as intraflagellar transport 140 homolog (Chlamydomonas). The transcript has 29 exons. The coding region runs from base 1 to 4365 and encodes 1454 amino acids. Gene Ontology annotation, molecular function: protein binding. Gene Ontology annotation, biological process: intraciliary retrograde transport. Lineage: Eukaryota; Metazoa; Chordata; Actinopteri; Gonorynchiformes; Chanidae. The record is from RefSeq and is a predicted model, not a curated record. Gene Ontology annotation, cellular component: ciliary basal body; intraciliary transport particle A; axoneme.
AUGGCCGUGUAUUUUGACCACCGCAUAGAGACAUCAGAGAACAACGGAUACCCAAAUCUCAUCGCGUGGCACUCCACACAGCCCGUGCUCGCUGUGGGCUCAGUUAACCCCGCCACCGGAGGCAGUGUAGACCUCUACCUGCAACAGGGGGAACAUGUUGAGCGGGGUCAUGUGGAGCGUGCGUGUAGCCCAGCCGUAUUGAGCUGGCACCCAACUAAACCUCUCCUGGCCAUGGGCUGGGAGAGCGGAGAGAUUCUCCUCCUCACACACCCAUCAGGAGAACACACAAAUCUCCCUCAAAACACACACACGGCCUCCAUAACACUACUGCACUGGAGUGACAGUGGCACAAGACUGCUCACUGGGGAUCUGGCAGGGGUUCUGGCCUUGUGGAAAGUGGAUGCAAGAGGAAGGCUGCAUGGGAAUUAUGUGGUGAAACAUGACUACGGCAAAGCACUAACACACUGCAUCUAUAGACCUGCACCACGGGGAGAGGAUGUUGCAAAACUGGCCCGUGCUGCAGUUAGCGGCGAUGAAAAUGCUCUGGACAUGUUUAACUGGAAGCAGAGUGGGAGAGGAAGUUCACUCAAACUGGGAACUCUGGAGAACCUUACCUUUUAUGUCAGCACAGCUGAUGGCUGUGUACACAGUGUGGAUGAGCGCGGACGAAGUGUGACUGUGCUCAGUGUGGAGGGCUCUGUGCAGAGGCUGUUUUAUUUGGAACACAGGGCUAUACUGGCUGUCGUCACAGACUCCCUCCUGCUCUCGCAGUUCAGCCUUGGACCAGAGGGGGGCGCUCAGGAGCUCAGCAAGGUGAAGUUGAGUGGGAGGGGGGAUCAGAGAGCUGACAUUGUGUGGAUGGAACACGGUCUACUGAUCACAGCAUCAGGCGAGCAGCUCAUCAGACUGUGGGAUCUGGAGCGGGCUGAUAACUGUGUGUUGUCUCUGGAUGAGAGUUUGGGCUUUGAGAAAGGAGAGCUUCUCAACUGUGUGUCCUACUCCUCUGCUAAGGAGGUUCUUGCAGCUGGGACAAACAGGGGGCGUGUUGCCUUGUGGCGGAUGGUGAUGGAGAACAGUGAGAGAGGAGAUGCCAAGAUACAGUGGAAACUACAGACACCCACAGAAGUCGAAGGAAAUAUCUCACAAAUACAGUGGGGCUCCAGCGCUCAGCUGCUGGCAGUUUGCAGUGGUAAUUCAGUGGUGAUUCUCUCUGAACAUGUCAUGUGUUCCCACUUCAGACAGCAGGUGGCAGCAGUGCAGCUAACGCCCAACCAGCUCAGUCUGAGCUACUUCAACACGGACACGCACAUUACCCUUCGCACAGACACACAUAUCAGAGCCGUGCAGGUCACCAAGGACACUGUAACAGUGUGGAAUGGAAAGUUUGUGACCGUGUAUGAGUCCUCAGGACAAGCUCUACGCAGCACAGGCUCGUUUCCAUGUGAGUCUCCUGCCCUGGCUGUGCAUGAUGACAACAUUUACACGGUCGAGCCCAAAAGAGUGCAAGUCCGAACACUGCAGGGUACAGUAAAGCAGCUGCUGGUGUUUUCUGAGACGGAGGGAAACCCAGUCCUGCUGAGUGUGUGUGGAUCUUAUCUUGCUGUUGGCACAGACCUGGCACACGUCCGAGUGUUUGACCUCACACGCAGGGAAGCAAAGCCAGUGUGUAAAGCUAAGAACCUGGCAGAGCUGAUUCCAGAUGUGGGAGCUCUGAACUCAGUCAAAUGCAACUCCAGCGGCUCCCAACUCAGUGUCCUCAUAACACUGGUAAAUGGCCGGCCAGACCACAGAGUAUAUUUCUAUGAUGUUGAGAUGGACACUCUCUCUCACUUUGACUUCUUCACUGACAGACCACCCAGAGAGAGAGGUCUGUCUUACACAGAGGACAACCAGAGGAGUUUUGGUGAGGAGGCGGGACUAGCUGGCCGUUGUCCUGUCAGUCAAUUUUGGGAUGAGAACGAGCCAUACCUUUUUGCAUGUGAGACAGUUCUUGUGAAUUCUGACCUCCAACACACCAGCCAAUCACAAGCCAAGGAACAGGACGAUGUCGUGGUGGUGACGUUACUCGUGACUCAGGAAUAUGGGCUUCUGCUACAGGACACACAGCCCAAACCAGCGAACACACACAGGCUUCUCUGUCUGGACACACCUUACUACUACUACACCUGUAAGGUCUUGUUUUGUCGGGGUGGGCUCUUUCUUCCAGCUCCUGGUGAAAGUGUUGGUGGGAGAGAUGAGGUAUCAUCCUCUUCUUCGAUGGUUGUUCGCCAAGCUCUGCGUGACUUUGUGGGGCUGGAGCAGUGUGAGAAACAGACCCGAGAUGCUAUGAUAAACUUCAGUUUCUACCUCACUGUCGGCAACAUGGACGAGGCUUUUAAAGCCAUCAAGCUCAUUAAAAGCGAGGCAGUGUGGGAGAGUAUGUGUAGGAUGUGUGUGAAGAGCCGGCGUCUGGACGUUGCCUGUGUGUGCUUGGCCAACAUGGGGAACGCACGUGUGGCCCGAGCGCUCAGACACACUCAGAGAGAAUCACAGCUGGAGAUUCAGGUCGCUGCUCUGGCCGUACAGUUGGGCAUGCUGGAGGAGGCGGAGCGUCUGUAUAAGGCCUGUGGAAGGUUUGAUUUGCUGAAUAAACUUUAUCAGGCCUGGGGCCAGUGGCAGAAGGCUGUGGACAUAGCGGAGACACACGACCGCAUUCACCUUCGCACCACGUACUACAAUUACGCUAAGCACCUGGAGGCCAACGGAGACAAAAACCUCGCACUCACCUAUUAUGAGAAAUCAGACACACAUCGUUUUGAGGUUCCCAGAAUGCUGAUGGAUGAUCUCGUUGCCCUGGAGAUUUAUGUCAACAAAAUGAAAGACAAAAACUUGUACAAGUGGUGGGCUCAGUACUUGGAGAGCCAAUCAGAAAUGGAGUCAGCGCUCUGUUACUAUGACAAGGCUCAGGAUUAUCUCUCUCUGGUGCGUGUGCACUGUUACCUGGGGAACAUCCAGAAGGCAGCAGAGAUAGCCAAUGAGACGGGAAAUCGAGCGGCAUCCUACCACCUGGCUCGACAGUACGAGGCCCAGGAUGAGAUCGACCAAUCAGUGCAUUUCUACACGCGAGCGCAGGCGUAUAACAACGCCAUUCGUCUGUGUAAGGAGAAUGGGCGGGACGAGCAGCUCCUGAACCUGGCUCUGCUCAGCAGCCCUGAGGACAUGAUGGAGGCUGCGUCUUAUUACGAAGACAAAGGCAAAUACAUGGACAGAGCAGUGAUGCUGUAUCACAAGGCUGGACAUGUCUCUAAGGCUCUUGAGUUAGCCUUUUCCACACAGCAGUUUGGGGCCUUGCAGCAGAUAGCAGAGGACCUGAAUGAGAGCAGUGACCCCGCCCUGUUAGAACGCUGCUCAGACUUCUUCAUCAAACACUCACAGUACCAAAAGGCUGUAGACCUGCUCGUGGCUGCCAGGAAGUAUCAUGAGGCACUGCAGCUGUGUGUGGAUCAGAGUUUGACUAUAACUGAAGAUCUGGCGGAGAGUAUGACGGUCUCACCGGACUCCGCCCACUUGUCAGAGGCGGGGCGUAAAGAGCUACUGGAGAGAAUCGCAGACUGCUGCAUGCGCCAGGGCAGCUAUCACCUAGCAACCAAGAAGUACACACAAGCUGGCAACAAGAUCAAGGCGAUGCGAGCCCUGCUAAAGUCAGGUGACACACAGAAGAUCAUUUUCUUCGCUGGAGUUUCCCGGCAGAAAGAAAUCUAUGUCAUGGCUGCCAAUUAUCUGCAGUCUCUGGACUGGCGCAAGGACCCAGAGAUCAUGAAGAACAUCAUAGCGUUCUACACGAGAGGGCGAGCUGUGGACCUGCUCGCCGGCUUCUAUGAGGCCUGUGCACAGGUGGAGAUCGAUGAUUACCAGGACUAUGAGAAAGCAGCGGGGGCUCUUACUGAUGCCUGUAAGUGCCUGUCAAAGGUGAAGAGUCGUAGUGGAGAUGAACCAGACGCUCGACUCGCAGAACUCACACGCAGGAUCUCACUCAUCAAGAGAUUUAUACACGCACGCAGGCUGUAUGUGGAGGACCCUACAGAGGCUGUGUGUAUGUGUGAGAGUUUGGUAGAGGAGCCAGAUCUGGACCCUGCAGUGAGGGUGGGAGAUGUUUAUGGAUUCCUGGUGGAACACCACUGCCAACAGAGAAACUACCAGAAGGCAUGGUCACGGCUGGAGGAACUCCAGUGUUUAUUGCCGUCUGUGAAUGUGAGUCUGUAUGUGAGCCAGUCCAGCCUGGAGGCCCUGCAGAGAGCCACAGGGAGACAGCUCCUACACUCUGACACACAGCACAGCGCAGGAGAGGAAGAGGAAGUGGAAGAGGAUGAAAACCUGAAUGACUGAGAGGGACAGACAGCUAUACAUAUAUACCUGAGAGAGACAGAAA